Molecule: messenger RNA, 1445 nt
Organism: Saitoella complicata NRRL Y-17804
Lineage: Eukaryota; Fungi; Ascomycota; Saitoellomycetes; Saitoellales; Saitoellaceae
Exons: 1
Coding region: 125-1273 (382 amino acids)
Source: RefSeq, a predicted model, not a curated record
AGGUAACCUUCCAACCAACAACGACGUUCUCUAUUUAUACCCUUAUAAUAUAUAUCGACGGGCUCCGGCAGCAGGCUCAGUAGCUGAAAGGGAAGGUAAUCCGGAUAUGUUCGCAAUUCAACCAAUGCGCCCGCGCAAAUCCGUUCUCGCUGCCAUCGCCGUGUUCACCGUCGUUGCGCUGACCCUGUCUCUUCUAACGAUCAACGGACAGCUGUCGUCGACUUUCGAGGGUGUUCGCGGUAUGAAAAACCCCCCAGUUGAAGAAGUUGCUGACGCACCUCCUCGCGAGCCAGUGGGCACGCUUAAUCCGAUCACUAUCGAUCAUCAACUUCCUGCAGUUGCUGCCGCCAAUAUCGUAUCUGGCAUGCACAGCACCCCUCUUUUCAUCGGAUUCACUCGCAACUUCCCCCUUCUCCUCCAGACCGUCACGUCAUAUGUCGCCGCUGGCUGGCCUGCUUCCCAGAUCCACGUCUUCGACAACUCUGGUACGAUGGACAGCAAUGAACUUGGACUUUUGACUCCGUCCAACCCGUUCUUUUGCAACUAUACUAUGUUGACGGAUGUGUACGGAGUCAACGUUGACUGGACACCAAGUCUUCUGACUUUUGCGCAACUUCAAAACCUCUACAUCUCCACCGCCAUCAAAAACAAAUGGGACGCCUUCUUUUGGUCGCACAUGGACGUGGCUAUUCUGCCCGACUCUGACGCCGAGAACUUCGAAUCGUUCUACUCUCGCGUACUGUCUUGCGUGAAGGAACACACUGCUUCGCCCAAUUGGGGGUUUCUCUGGUUUAGGUACGAUUGGCUUUCCUACGUCAACGUCAAAGCGAUGAAGUCACUUGGCGCUUGGGAUCCGCUCAUUCCCUAUUAUACCACCGACUGCGAUAUGAACGCUCGCCUUAGGCUUUCGGGCUUCUCUACCGCCGAAUGUACUGCGGGACACAUUUUUGACGUCGGAGCUGCCAUCGCAAACCUUUCCGAUUUCUUCUUUGAGCCCAAGGACAUGGACCAUUAUCGCGAGCUUAAGGUAGAGCUGGAUGCAUUACACGACGAUAAGCACGGCCACCCGACCGGGAGAUUGUCUUGGCAGAAGGGCCAAACUGGCGGCGAGGGUGAACCCUUUUACGUUGACCCCAACGGUUUCCAGCGCGGGUUGGACGUCUGGAUCAACACGGGUAAGGAUGUGUACGCUGAGAAAUGGGGCAUGGGUCCCAACUGCGGACUCGAAGGCAAGACGCUUCAAGACAUGUGGCACUGGAGGGACCGUCGUUGAGGAAUUGUUAGUGACGCUGCGAUGCCGCUGGACGGCCGCGAAGUGUGUGAGGACGGACGACUAUUUCAUAAUGGAUAUCACCAGCAUCGAUUAGGUGACGGACUAUUCUUACAUGCGGAAAAUACCAUCAAUAGAACCGCAUCUUUACCAAACAAAAUUCAUAUUUCCAAGA